Molecule: messenger RNA, 3307 nt
Organism: Mya arenaria
Lineage: Eukaryota; Metazoa; Mollusca; Bivalvia; Myida; Myidae
Product: disintegrin and metalloproteinase domain-containing protein 10-like
Exons: 18
Coding region: 205-2814 (869 amino acids)
Biological process (GO): Notch signaling pathway; membrane protein ectodomain proteolysis
Cellular component (GO): plasma membrane
Molecular function (GO): metalloendopeptidase activity
Source: RefSeq, a predicted model, not a curated record
UUUACUCGAUGUUUAUAAACAAAGCCUUUAUCAACAAUGUCAUCAAACUGCAGAAAUUGUAAAUCAGUCUAAGUACUUAACUGAAUGUUCAACCGAAAAGUUGAACAGGUAGAGAAUAAACGAGGUCGUGAAAGAGGACACUGAACAUUUUGUGGAUAUCUUAUUUCUGAAAAUCAUGUAAAGAAUAGUUUUCAGUGAUACACUAUGGUAUUAUUCAUACCUGUAAGAUGCCUUAUUACUGUUGUUCAAAUAUUGUUAACGGAUAUUUCAGCAGCUCGUCUUUCAUACCAAGACGAACAAGGAUGGCGGUUCAAGCCGAUCUAUUACAACCGAGAAGAAUUGCAGUUGAACUAUACCCGAUAUAAAUCACACAACACAUCCUUGAAUAUUUCAUUUCAUGCGCUUAACAGGGACUUCUUCCUGAACCUACAUGCGAUUCAGCCAUCCAGCAUAGAAUACACCGUAAAUGAGAAUCAUACGAAAUCCUCUUCAUAUAAAUCAUCAAUACUUGUUGGACAAGUCACAGGCCUUCGGGACAGUCUCGUUACAUGCACCGUCCAGAAUGGAAUUUUGCAGGGUAUUAUUUCAUCAAAAGGGCAGGAAACAUUUUACAUCCUUCCCACAUCUUGGGUUUUCAAAAGCCCAGCAAUCUUUUUGUCUGUAAUAUACUCAGAUCAUGAUUUUAAAAGAGAUUCUUCAUUACAUCAGUUCAUCAAAACCCCUCCUAAGUCAUUUAUAUCAUUACAGCACUGCCAUGAAGGUCGAAAACCUAACUUCUCACGAGGAAUGGGUAUGCCACGGGAAAGAAGGUCAAUCGCAGAAGAAACAAGUAGUAAAAAUACAGUAGGUAGUUUUCAGAAACGCGUCUGUACAAUCAAAUUUACCACUGACCCGUUCGUUUGGAGGCAUGUCAUGGACAAACAUGGACAGAAUAAGAUACGAGCGGUUAAUGAAAUCCAUUACAUGAUAAGAGACCACAUGAAAGUGCUGAACGACGUUUUUGAAGGAACAAAGUUUACUGUCAAUCAUGGGAAGGCUGAUGAGUUUACAAUUAAUGGCUUCCAGUUUGAAGUUGGUGAAAUUGUGAUUUGGAAUGAACGUCACUGUACAGAUGACAUAAAUUUGUGCACAGAUAAAUUGACACAUAUUGAGCUUCUGGAUUUGUUCCAUGUUAUACAAUAUGACCAUAACUUUAAUGAUUACGACUACGAGUAUCCAGAUUACAACUAUACCGACGGCGAUUACAACACAAAUACAGAUCACAAUUUCACUGAUUACAAAGACAGCGACUAUCCGGCGACGUCAAAUAUCCAAAAGCAACACUACUGCCUUUCAGUAUUAUUCACGGCUCGUUCGAUCACCCAUGGCCUUACGCCGGUGCCCAUUUAUGGGCUAGCAUACUCACCCAACGACGAAAAUCCACACACAGGAAUUUGUAGUCCCGUCAAUGUUGCCUUUGUUAAUCUGUAUGUCAGUGAAAAGGUCCCUUACCAACCCAAUACAAUGACAAAACUGGUGUUUGCUCACGAAGUCGCCCACACAUUUGGUGCUCCGCAUGAUAAUAAUAAAACCGCAUGCGGCGAAUAUUCGGUUCUAAAGGAGUCAGAUGCAGGCUACUUUCUCAUGCACGAAGUUGCGGUGACAGGAGACCUGAGAAACAAUUUCAAGUUUUCCAAUUGUAGUUUUGAUAAAAUCGAAACUGUUCUGGCUAGAGAAACUUCAACAUCGUGUUUCAAAGAACACAAAAUAUCAAUAUGCGGAAACGGAAUUGUUGAGGAAGGGGAGCAGUGUGAUUGUGGUUCCAGAUGCCACCUUGACAACUGUUGUCAUGGCAGGGGAACUAAACACGAAUGUGCUCUUAAACAAGAUGCACAGUGCAGUCCAAGCCAAGGACCUUGCUGUAGUAGAGAUACCUGUCAGUACUUUAGGGAAUCUGAAAACAUGGUUUGCGAGAAUGCUGCCUCGUGUGUUGACACUCUGUACUGCGAUGGUGAGAGUGCUACAUGUCCAAUGCCGUUUGACAACCAGAUAAGUCCAGAUAAUACAACAUGUAGAACAGACAACGCCAGAAUAGGGGUGUGCAAUCAAGGGAAUUGUAAUAGAUCUGUGUGCGAUUUGAUUGGAUGGCACGAAUGCGAGUUGGCAAAUGGUGCAACGAAACUGACUAUAAAGGAAAAGGAAGAACUAUGUUAUGUCGGAUGUCAGAAGACGAAGUCAUCGCAAUGUAUCAGCACAAAUGACGCCAGUGCACGUGCGCAGUUCCCCGAACUAGACCAUCUUUUGACAACGAUUGCUGAGCGGGAUGGAUGGGAGGACACCAGCAUCCGUGUACCCGUGGGUACACCGUGUAACCGUAUGACGGGAUACUGCGACGUGUUCCAACGUUGUAGAGGAGUGGACCCCGACACACCUCUCAGCAAGUUGAAAAGGUGUUUCAAGCAAGGUGGAGAUUGUAUCUCUGUGUUACUUGACUUUUUAUCGAGUAAAAGUGGUCUUAUUAUACUGGCCAUUGUUGCUGGUGUCAUAUUGACAUUUACUUGUUUGGUGAAAUGUUUGUCUAUUCACACCAAGAGCAGUAACCCACACUUAGAACUCAAACAUCCACACAAAUCUGUUCGAGAGUCGGCUAUAGGUGUAAGACAUUCUGUCGUCCGCAUGGGCGGCUCAGUCAGAUAUUCAGCAUCUCAUAUGAGGAAUUCAAUGAGAAACUCGUUUAGAAAUUCACGGAGACAAAGUCAGACACUUUCGAGAGAAAAUAACAGAAAUGUGAACGAUGAGGAUGUGCAGGAGUUAAAACAAUUAAGACCAGAGUAGGAACUUUUUGUAAAUCAAAGGCCGCAAAACACGUAAUUAUGUGUUUAUGUGUUCUUUUCCAAGAACAGAAAUUGUUAAAAAGAAAUCCAAGGCUCUCAUUUGUCAUGACCAGGAAUGUUGGCAAUGACACAAAUACUUAUGCGUUUUAGCUUCGUUACACUAAAUUUGUAUGUACUAAACUAUGACCUUUGUCAAAGUGGUAGUGUGACUUAACUUGCUUUCCAUUUUUUUGUUUAUCAAAUACAUAUAAUAUUAAAAUGAAAACUACAAAGAAAAUAACUGUAAUAAACACUAAGCCAAAACGAGAAACACAAAAUAUCAUCGCACAAAUACAUGGCAAAAUAAUAGGCAUGAGUAUGACAUUUUUAGAAAUUUCAAACAUUAUGCAUGUUUAACAUGAAUAAAACGUUUACAAACCAUAUACUCAUUUUUUAUAAACAAUGAUAUGUGUUACUUAUAGAAUAAAACAUGGUUGACCAUGGCUUUUUGAUGA